UGCGUGCGCCCGCCAGCUGGCAUCCGUACUUUCGCCCGUCGCGAAUUAAAAAAAUAACUUUAAAAAGUAACAGUGUCAAUGAUGUGACGUAAUAAUCGCGUGUUAACGAUUCCAAAUUUAAAUUUAUCAACGUGUCAACGAUGUGAUUGACAGUUUUAUUUUUUAAUUUAAAAGUUUUGGCGCGCAAUGACAAUGACUAUUUCAGUUGAAAAGUAAAUUGGAAGUUGCCGAAUUUCGAGUCAAGGAUUGCGAAACUCGUAAUGGAGCCAGACCUCUUCGAAGAGAUGCCGGGGUCGACGCCCCGGUCCCUGGUCACAACUAUCUAUCCAGGCAAUAGCAGUAACACUUCAAAUGAUCUCAAUGUGUACUAUUUUUAUGACUCGAUCCAGUUUCCUGUAAUGUGGGUGCUGUUUUUCCUGAUCGUGCUUCUAAAUGCAUCGGUCAUAGCAGCUCUACUCUGCACCAAUGCUAGGAAGAGCAGAAUGAACUUCUUCAUAAUGCAGCUUGCUAUUGCAGAUCUCAUGGUUGGUCUCUUAUACGUGUUCGUGGACAUCGUACAGAAGAUCACGAUAGCCUGGCUGGCUGGAGAAUUCAUGUGUAAAGUUGUCAAAUUCUUACAGGCGGUAGUAAUGUAUGCGUCCACAUACGUUCUAGUGGCGCUCAGUAUAGACCGCUGCGACGCGAUCACAAAUCCCAUGAACUUCUCCGGCAGUUGGAACAGAGCACGGGCACUGGUCGCUUCCGCGUGGAUGAUCAGCAUUGUGUUCUCUAUACCACUCCUUAUUCUAUACGAAGUUAAGGAAGUACAAGGUCAGCUCCAAUGCUGGAUAGACCUCGGCACCACAAAGCGCUGGCAAGUGUGGGUCACUCUAGUCGCAGUCAUGAUAUUCGUGCUCCCCGCACUUGCUAUAGCGGCGUGUUACGCGAUAAUAGUACUGACAAUAUGGACCAAAAGCAAAGCUGUCGUUAUGAGCCCACCGGUCAAUUCUAGACGAUUCAAGAAUUGGAGGAAUGGGCAAGCGGAGAGCGAGCCGGAGUCCCGUCGCGCCAGCUCGCGCGGUCUCAUUCCAAGAGCGAAGAUUAAAAGCGUCAAAAUGACGUUUGUCAUUGUUUUUGUGUUCAUCCUCUGCUGGUCGCCCUACAUCCUCUUCGAUCUCCUCCAAGUGUAUGACCACAUCCCGCCAACGCAGGCCAACCUGGCCAUAGCCACGUUCAUCCAGUCGCUCGCACCACUCAACUCAGCAGCCAAUCCCUUGAUCUGCUGUAUGUUCUCGCCACAUAUUUAUAGCAGCUUGAGACGCGUCCCGCCGUACCGCUGGGUGUGGUGCGGGCGGGCGCGCGGCGCGCGGCUGCGCUCGCGCUCCGACUCCACCGCGCACUCCGACCUGCUCAGCUCCACACACGCGAGGCGCUCGCAUGCUGCUGCGCUAAACGCGAGUCAGUCGGGCAGCGCGUCCCGCGCGCCGCGCCGCGCCACGCUGCUCGUCGCGCUGCACAAGUGA
Molecule: messenger RNA, 1502 nt
Organism: Colias croceus (clouded yellow)
Lineage: Eukaryota; Metazoa; Arthropoda; Insecta; Lepidoptera; Pieridae
Gene: NGR-A26
Product: cardioacceleratory peptide receptor-like
Exons: 11
Coding region: 261-1502 (413 amino acids)
Biological process (GO): G protein-coupled receptor signaling pathway
Cellular component (GO): membrane
Molecular function (GO): vasopressin receptor activity
Source: RefSeq, a predicted model, not a curated record